Messenger RNA from Vitrella brassicaformis, 1156 nucleotides. The record is from the annotation of a GenBank genome assembly. Lineage: Eukaryota; Vitrellaceae.
UCUCCCUCCCACCUGGGCAUCUGGCAAUGCAGCAUCGCAGCAUGACAUCCUUAGUGGCGUGUGCUUUCCUUUCCCUCAUCAUCUCACUCGUCGCCCUGCCGAGGCCAUGCACAGCAUUCCGGAUGCCUUCCCCCGUCCACAGAACCCCCCGAACGAGGGUUCGCAGCCGCCAGCCCUCCCUGCUGCGCAUGUCGGCUUCUGAGGAUGCCAGCGACACCAUCAUGAGGAUUGACAACGUGCACGCCGAGGUUGGCGAGGAGGAGGAGAAGGUGGUCAAGAUCCUGGAUGGGUUCAGUCUGGAGGUCAAGAAAGGCGAGGUGCAUGCCAUCAUGGGACCCAACGGCAGCGGCAAGUCGACUCUGUCCAAGGUCAUCACUGGCCACCCGGACUACCGCGUCAUCGAGGGGUCCAUCACUUUCAAGGGCGAGGACGUCCUCGACAUGGACGUCGACGAGCGGGCCCUCGCCGGCAUCUUCCUGGCCUUCCAGUACCCGGUGGAGAUCGCUGGCGUCUCCAACUCGGACUUCCUCCGUGCGGCCGUCAACAUCCGGCGGAAGCGGGAGGGACUGGACGACCUUGACGCCAUUGAGUUCUCGAUGAAGAUGUUUGAGGAGCUCGACAAGCUCGGCCUCGACCCGUCCUUCCUCGACCGCGGCAUCAACGCCGGCUUCUCGGGCGGUGAGAAGAAGCGCAACGAGGUCUUGCAGAUGGUGAUGCUGAACCCCGAUCUGGUCAUCUUGGAUGAGACCGACUCCGGACUUGACGUCGACUCGCUCAAGACGACCGCAGAGGCCGUCAACAACUUCAAGGCGAGCCAUCCCGACAAGACAUUCCUGAUCAUCACCCACUACCAGAGGCUGCUGGACCUCAUCAAGGCCGACCGAGUGAGCGUCAUGAAGAAGGGGCGCGUGGUCCUCACUGGCGGCCCCGACCUCGCCACCACCAUAGAGCAAUGGGGCUAUGGCGACUGGUUGGAGAAAGAAGCUGCGGGCGGCAGGGAGGCCGUCCUGGCGUGACAGAUUGAUUGAUUGUCGUGGGAUCACACUUUGAUGGACUGAAUAUGCAUGUACGUGGGCGUCGAUGUCUGGAUGCAUCAAAUGGGGUCUGUCGAUGGAGAGGCGAUUGAUUGUUUGUACAGCGUGUGCGUAUGUGUGAG